UUUGGAACUUCGGUACUGUGCACCACGAAAUCGGCACUCUAGCUGUCUCCACAAUCUAACGGGUAUUCUGAGACCCGUCUUCUGUAUAUGGACGUAUAGGAGUAGGCGAAUAGAAAAUGCUUCCUUCUACCCAGAUCCGACACCUUUAGUCAACAGCAACUGUCCAUAAAGUUUAUUGUUCUGAGACGGUAUCAACUGAACGAUUGCCCUAUGAAUUAUCUAUCAGGUUAGGCGCCUAGAUUGCCUCCAAACAGCCUCAGGCACCCCCUCCAUCACCUCAUAAAAAGGCCCUCAUUAUUUUGGUAACUGCAUAGUUCUUUUUUCCAAUUUCUUCUCUUUGACACUACCUUCCACGCACUACUCAAUCCUGGAUAUCAACACCCAGAGUUCCGCAACAAAAUGAGUAACCGCCACCUACAUAAAAGGGAUCUCUCGUUCCCUAGCCCGGCACCGUCGCACGAUGUAACAUUUCCCAAUGACGAGACAGCCGCAGUCGAACAGGAGGACGAGCUGUGUCAAGCCCUGCUUUCGCUGAUUGAGAGCAUAGUGCGUGACAUGCAAGACGAGCUUCGACAGCAAUUCAAAGCUCAGCUGCAAGAGUCCCAGAUGAAGAGAUUGCAGCACGAGAAGGUACUCUCCUCGCUAGCGGAGUCGCUCGUGGCAAAACUACUUGCAACAAAAGAACAAAUGGUGGAAGAUCUUGAGGAAAGGGUCGCUAUGCUCAAAGCCUCGAUGGCUACUCCAGAACUUACCGGAGCACUAUGGCCGGACAGGGCAUCUCAGCCAAUAGGCGAAGUCGAAGACCACUCUCCAGCAUAUCUUCAGCAAGGAACUGCGAAGAAUGGCGAACUCAAAAACCUUGCUGAACAACUCAAACACGGAGCUGGGGACUUUGGGAGGGCAACGAGUGUGUUUUGUUCUGUCAUCUUCUUCGAUCCCCGCCAAGGCAAACUGGACGCGGCGGUGCACUUACCAGUAGGCCAAGCUCUGCCAGGUGCUAAUGAACUCGUACGCAAGAAAGGGAACGUUUGUUUAGUUGACUUAUUUCUCAUAGAUGCGGGCGAUGGAGGAAGCGAAUAAUGCUACAUUCGUGCAGGAGGGCGUCGCACCAGAAGUUGUCAACUCUCCUAGGACCACAGCAUUUCAAUCGAGUCGAGCUGACCGUCUCUUUGGGUCGGCAAGAGAA
Truncatella angustata is the source of this 1186-nucleotide messenger RNA. RefSeq lists its product as uncharacterized. The coding region runs from base 400 to 1080 and encodes 226 amino acids. NCBI's taxonomy places the organism in Eukaryota, Fungi, Ascomycota, Sordariomycetes, Amphisphaeriales, Sporocadaceae. The record is from RefSeq and is a predicted model, not a curated record. The transcript has 2 exons.